CUAACUCAACAGUAGCACGUUCGAAUAUCGUACCUACAGAGCUCAAUCAAAGAGAGGAAGAUAGAGGCUGGGACGGAUUUACUUCCGCCAAUCGACCGUGUCGAACGGGCAUGACCACAACCUCUCAGCAUUCUACCAUUGCGACUCAAGAAUUCGAUCGAGUCCACAUAGAAGUAACUCAAUCUUUGGAUCGCCGACCUACUCUAUUUUCGGAUAACAGUACUCAGCAGCGCAAGGCGGCAGAGUUGAAGAAUGUAUUAG
Acaulospora colombiana is the source of this 261-nucleotide messenger RNA. NCBI's taxonomy places the organism in Eukaryota, Fungi, Glomeromycota, Glomeromycetes, Diversisporales, Acaulosporaceae. The record is from the annotation of a GenBank genome assembly.